Molecule: messenger RNA, 1705 nt
Organism: Clupea harengus (Atlantic herring)
Lineage: Eukaryota; Metazoa; Chordata; Actinopteri; Clupeiformes; Clupeidae
Gene: cdk5rap3
Product: CDK5 regulatory subunit associated protein 3
Biological process (GO): regulation of mitotic cell cycle
Cellular component (GO): endomembrane system
Source: RefSeq, a predicted model, not a curated record
AUGUUACGUGGCAGUUUCCUGUAAACAUCACAGUCUGGCAUGGAAGCUCACUGUAACCAUACAGGCUAACGUUGUUAUAAUUUGAGAUGCUGUCAGGUUAAUGUUUUGAAGUUCAAAUAGUUGUAUGCCAUUGGAGACACGAUGGAGAAAAAUAUACAGGCUCUGCCUAUCGACAUCCAAACCAGUAAACUUCUUGACUGGGUGGUUGACCGGAGACACUGCACACUGAAGUGGCAAAGUGCCAUGUUAGAGAUCCGCGAGAAGAUAAAUGCAUCCAUUCAAGAUAUGCCCGAGAACGAGGAGAUUAAACAGCUCCUGUCAGGAUCCCACAUCCACUACUUUAACUGCCUAAGGAUAGUGGACAUUUUGAGAGGAACUGAGGCAUCCUCCAAGAACAUUUUCGGCAGAUAUUCAUCUCAGAGGAUGAAGGACUGGCAAGAAAUCGUGUCUUUGUAUGAGAGAGACAAUGUUUACCUCGCGGAGGCGUCUAGCGUGCUGGUCCGCAGUGUGAGCUAUGAGGGCCCAGCUUUGAGGAAGCAGGUGGCCAAAGCCCAACAGCUACAGCAAGAGCUCAGCCGCCGCGAGGUGGAGUGCCAGAACUCCGCCACCGCCAUGAGGGAGCAGUACUAUACUUCCUGUAAGCAGUACGGCAUCAUGGGCGAUAACGUGGGAAGGGAGCUCCAGGCUCUGGUGUCGGAUUUGCCCACAACGCUGGAGGAGAUCGGUAAAGACGCCGCUGGUCUGGGCGAGCUCAUCCAGCUGUACUCGGCAUUCGCAGAGUUUGUCUCAGACUGGAAUGAGCCAAUUCUGCCCAUGCUACAGUGUAUUCAGCAGAAGGGCAACGCGACGAUUUACGAGUGGAGGACCGGAAAGGAGCCGACCGUCAUCGAGAGGCCCGUGAUGGAGGAGGCUCCACCUGACACCGUCACAGAGGAAGUGAUUGACUGGGGUGACCUAGGCGCAGGGACAGACUCUGCAGAGGUGAACUUUGGGAUCGCUGUGGAGGACGGUGUGGACUGGGGCAUCAGUCUGGAGCCUGGUGCAGAGGAAUCUGCUGCGGAUGGGAUUGACUGGGGAGAAGGCGCCACUGUUCCACUAGAAAUUGAAGUUGUCGACGCAGGAACAGACUGUCCAGAGGGUGUGGCGAGAGGUGAAGACGCGCUGACUGUACUGGAGACCCCCCACACACGCAGCCAGUUCAUCGAUGAGCUGAUGGAGGUGGAGCUGUUCCUGUGUCAGCGGCUGAGUGAAAUGAGUGUGGAGGGUGACGUGGUCUCCAUGAGCCAGUUUCAGCUGGCGCCCACCGUCAUCCAGGCUCAGACGUCGGGGCGCGUGACGGCCAUGCUGGUGGAAGUACGCCACCUGCUGGAGCGUCUGACGUCGCUGCGCAUGCAGCACCUCUUCAUGAUCCAGGCUUCGCCGCGGUAUGUGGAGCGUGUGUCUGAGAUGUUGCGUCAGAAGCUAAAGCAGGCGGAAAUUCUGCUGCUCAAGAGAACCAACCUGGCGGAGAAGAGGCAGGAGGCCCUGGAGGAGCAGGCCAAGCUCGAGCCCCGUGUCGACCUGCUGGCAACACGCAUCCAGGAGCUUCGCAAACAGAUUGAAGUAGACAUCUCAAAGCGCUACAACAACAGACCAGUUAACCUGAUGGGUGUCCAUAUUUAAGCAGAGAUGGUGUUAUUUCAUAUGAAUAAAUAUUUUAUUUGAA